Exophiala spinifera is the source of this 708-nucleotide messenger RNA. RefSeq lists its product as uncharacterized. The record is from RefSeq and is a predicted model, not a curated record. Bases 1 to 708 code for a protein of 235 amino acids. The transcript has a single exon. Lineage: Eukaryota; Fungi; Ascomycota; Eurotiomycetes; Chaetothyriales; Herpotrichiellaceae.
AUGCCCACGAUACUCACUCCGCAAGGAUGGGUCAAAGUCGCGCCAGCGCCACGGAAGAAGGUCGUCAAAUCUGACCCUACGUCUGCGUUGAGGGGACCACUCGCGUACUUCAGUUGCCAACAGCUUCCAUCCAGCAAGAAAGAGCCCAUCAGCCGACCGCAAUACCCGUACGACUUGUCGGCAUCACCCGAGAAGCUAAAGCACCAAGGCGAAGGGAAGGCGAAGAUCGCCGGCAAGAACAGAGUCAUUUCCGCCCCGCAGCUAACGACAUACGACCAAGACGACAUCGACGGCGGCGACGGUCGUUACAAAAACUACGAAGCGGAAGGGCAUUGGGCUGGAGGAGGAGGAGGCGAACUUUCACCACCAUCGUCCCCGUCGAGGAAACACCACCACAAGACUUCGCAUUCGAGAAAAGAGCGACCGAGGCAGGACGACGACGUUUCGAGUUCAAGUUCCGGAUCUAGUACUAGUGGACGCUCGACGAAAUCGUACACGAGGCAACGACCUGUCGAGGCUGCUCCGAGGCCUGCAUCAACGACGUACCACCGUCCGCCUCAGCCUCCGCAAGGUGGAUAUUAUGGGCAUAAUGAUUAUUAUUCGCCACCCCCACCGAGGCCGACAGUAUAUGACAGGCCGCCACCGCCUAGCAAUGCAAGGAGCAUGUCGUAUAGUUGGUACAACGCUACGACGCCUUUGAAUUUAUGA